This is a messenger RNA of Gregarina niphandrodes, 3087 nucleotides long. RefSeq lists its product as hypothetical. Lineage: Eukaryota; Apicomplexa; Conoidasida; Eugregarinorida; Gregarinidae. The transcript has a single exon. Bases 1 to 3087 code for a protein of 1028 amino acids. Gene Ontology annotation, cellular component: nucleus. The record is from RefSeq and is a predicted model, not a curated record. Gene Ontology annotation, biological process: mitotic DNA replication checkpoint signaling. Gene Ontology annotation, molecular function: DNA replication origin binding; ATP hydrolysis activity.
AUGGGACUAGGGGUUGACAGCGAUGACGAAUCGCGCUCUAUUUCGCCCAGGGCUGCCUCCAGGGCUGCAUCCAAGGCGGCCUCCAGGGCUGCAUCCAAGGUGGCCUCCAAGGUGUUGAAUGACGCCAAAAGAACUCACGCCAGAGACACCACCAACAGACGACUUGGCACAGCACUAGCAAGACAGGUCAACGGGAUGCCCAGACUUGCAAUGGAGGCGGACCUUGCUCCCGCCAAAAAGGCCACUACACAGGAUCGUACGGCGUUCUCCCGCAACGCCGACAAACACCAGGGACUACCCAAAACAAAGUUGGCUAAAGCGAAGAAACCCUCCCAAGCCACUACAGCCAAGGUCACUCCCGCCAAGUUCACUCCAGCCAAGGCGGCCCCAGCCAGGGGGACAGUAGCCAAGCGGACCGGAGCCAAGGAGACCGCAGCCAAGGUCUCUCCAGCAAAGGACACGGUCCCGAUCAAAGCAGCCCCGGUCUCGGCGGCGAAAAUCGCUCGAUCCGGUCCUGUCAAGUCGGCUCAAGACAAGUCGGUUCAGACGAGGGCGAUUCAAGUCAGAUCGGCUCAAAUCAGGUCGGUUCAGCCAAAGGCACAAACCGCAUUGCACGAGUCGAAUCAGAAGGCUAAUACUGCUCCUUCGUCGGUAGUGGGAAAGAAGACUCAGAUGAGGCGCAGACCUUGGGAACAAAUACACGAAGAAAAUUCGUCCUCGCCAAGUGAGGUUUCCUCUUGUGACGAUGGGUCCUUGUUGAGCCAGGGGCUAGGUGGCCAUAGAAGCCAUUCGUUGGUCCUGAUGCUGUCUGAGGAGGAAAAGAAGGAAUCGGAUCCGACCAUAUCGGGGCGUGUGCCAACGGAGCAAUCGUCGGAACAUGCGUUCGAAGCGGCCAAGGGCGUCGUGCGUUCUGGAGAUGUCCGUAGCGCCGCCGCUGCCGGACGCAGAGGCGCCCGCUACAAGAGGCAGCGAACCCGGCAGAUGAUUGAUGCGGGCAAAAGACUGAGAGAUUCCCCCUUGGACUCAGACCAACUGGACUCCCCUCCAGAUCCGUUGGGCGCGAAAGGACUCGACUCCUACCGCUCGGAAAGUGAGUCAGUGGGGGGCGACUGCGACCGGGUAGCGCAAGGUGGAUGCGAAACACCGGGGUUUGAGAGCGACGGGCCGGCUGACCAAGGGAGUUCGGAGCGGGAAGGAAGUGAGGCAGACGGUAGGAGUGACGAAAGGGAUGACGCAGACGGUAGGAGUGACGAAAGGGAUGGGGCAGACGUUAGGAGUAACGAGCGGUCUUCUGUCUCUGAGAGGUCUCCGGUUGCUGAGGGAGAGUCGUUCUUUCCUUCAAGCAGCUUGGACAAGUGGGAGGCGGCGCCGUUUGCUGGUCUGCAAUCGGUGUCUGGGACUGGUGAUGAGGGCAGGCUGGGUGGGGCAGUAGUUGAUGGGUGUGUGGCGAGAUUCAAUGAGCAAGUGCGUGCGACUGAGAUGGCUGAGAUACGUCGUUUCGUCGAGGAGAAUCGUCGCGGUCGUCGGCCCUGUGGGAACCUCUCUGGUCGCGUGAUGAUUGUGGAGGGUACGACUGGUACGGGCAAAACGAGUACCAUCGACUGUCUUUUAACCAAAUAUGGCGAAUGGGGCUGGAGGACAGCCAAGGUACACGGCCGCAGUGAGUCCGGUAAACUAGAGGACAUAAUAGAAACUUUAGUGGCGACGUACAGUCAAGGCAACCGACCGGUGUGGACACCAGCCAAAGUUGGUAGCAUAAUGAAAACGGUGUUUAGUCGACCACACAAGGUCGACAGUCGCCGCUUUACUUUUGGUGCUGGAGCUGGAGCUAUUUCCGCCGGAGCUAUUUCCGCCGGAGAGAAUGGUGGCAUCGAGAAUGGUGGCAUUGGGAAUGGUGGCAUCGAGAAUGGUGGCAUUGAGAAUGGUGGUCCUGAGAAUGGUGGCGAUGGUGGCAUUGGGAAUGGUGGUCCUGAGAAUGGUGGCCUUGGGAAUAGUGGUUUAUUACGAUUGAGUGAGUUAAUGGAGAGUGGCUGUUCGCUGAUAAUUUUUGUAGAUGAAAUGGAUAUGUUGGAUCGUCUAUCCAAGAACUACUACCACAGCGAAAACUGUUUGCGACAGCUGUUGUACUUGUGUGAAGCACACUUGCACAAUGCUCUGUUGAUCGGUGCUACAAAUGACCCGGGGUUCAUAGCAUGUCUUAGUCGUAAAUACAGUGUGGAGAGAAUUCGUUCUGUUAAAUUCGAUCACUAUACUUACGAACAAAUGGUUAGUAUAAUAAAGUCGAUAAACCAAAACGUUAACACCGAUAAUGCUGGACUACAAUACGGCAUACGGAAAAUUGCAUCACAGAAAGGCGAUUUCCGCCAAAUCCUCGACCUUCUAUUUAGGGCGGACGAGACUGAAACAACUUUUAAGACAACGAAAUCGUCCAAAUCUUCAUCGUUCGCUGAGGCAACAACAUCCGCGACAUCUACGGUAACCCAUGACCAGUUUAAUGUGUAUAAUAAGACUAGCACCAAAUUGGUGGACCACGGACUAGUCGAGGGAGAAUCUUCCGGACCGGGAACUGCGUUAAAUGAAUUGGCCAAAAUCCAAGAUCUGCUGGGGAAAGAAUACAAGACGGAUAUCAUGAGGGUUGUGGACACAAUUCAAGAAAUACCCAUUUUGUACCAAGAAAUAUCGGCAAGUAUAAUGAUUAUAGUUAAUAAGAAUAGAUCACACAUGAAUUUGGACAUUAAUUCGAUAUACAAUCUGUACCGUGAUAUGUGCUCUCAAAUGGGUAAUGAGUAUGUACCCUUAUCUUCCUUUGAAAACUGUCUUACUGUCCUGCAGAUGCAGCAGAUAGUGAAAAAUCUGACAUUGUGUACACCGAUGACCUCAUCCGUACGAAAGCGGAGUAGAACUCCCGCUGGCAAAACUCCUAUGAGCAGGUCACGGCCUCCCAUCCUUAAGGCCAUUGACAAUGCCGGAAAGGUAGACUUUGUACUCAACGCGCGGCAGGCGGCAGUAGCCUUCAAUAAACUUAAAGCCAAGAGGGUCUGCGGCUUUACUCUGCUGAGUAUAUCAGAUGAAUAUUUCGAUGACUAA